GAGGAGGACAAUAGAGAGACCCGCUGGAAGGCAGAUGUAGGCACAGUAGCGGUGGGGAGGUGGUAAGAAGUCUGUGGAUUCCGGAUAUGUUUUGAAGGUUCUUCUGCCCCCCGCCCUGUGUCUACCUCGCGGGUCCCGGCUGGAGGGUGAAGCCAGUGCAGGGUCAAGCCCACCAGGCCGGGGAAACCGGGCCCACCGUCUGCGGUUACAUGGGACUGGACGGCGCGUCCGGCAGCGCUGCCGAGACGCAGAAGUUGAAUUUCGAGGAGCAGCCGGACUCCAGGGAAUUUGGUUGUGCCAAGACCCUGUAUAUCUCAGACGCCGACAAGAGGAAGCACUUCCGGCUGGUGCUGCGGCUGGUGCUUCGAGGGGGCCGUGAGCUGGGCACCUUCCACAGUCGCCUCAUCAAGGUCAUCUCCAAGCCAUCGCAAAAGAAGCAGUCGCUGAAAAACACCGACCUGUGCAUAUCCUCAGGCUCAAAGGUCUCCCUCUUCAACCGCCUGCGCUCCCAGACGGUGUCCACACGCUACCUCUCCGUGGAAGAUGGGGCCUUUGUGGCCAGCGCGAGACAGUGGGCUGCCUUCACGCUCCACCUGGCUGAUGAGCACUCUUCCCAGGGGGACUUUCCUCCUCGAGAGGGCUACGUCCGCUACGGCUCCCUGGUUCAGCUUGUCUGCACGGUCACUGGCUUCACGCUGCCACCUAUGAUCAUCCGCAAGGUAGCCAAACAGUGUGCGCUCCUUGACGUGGACGAGCCUAUCUCUCAACUGCACAAGUGUGCCUUUCAGUUUCCAGGUGGUCCUCCAGGAGGGGGUGGCACCUACUUAUGCCUUGCCACAGAGAAGGUGGUGCAAUUCCAGGCCUCUCCUUGCCCCAAGGAGGCGAACAGGGCGCUGCUCAACGACAGCUCUUGCUGGACGAUCAUCGGCACCGAGUCGGUGGAGUUCUCCUUCAGCACCAGCCUGGCGCGUACGCGCGAGCCCGUCACUCCGGUGCCGCUCAUCAGCACCCUGGAGCUGAGCGGCGGUGGUGACGUGGCCACGCUGGAGCUGCAUGGAGAGAACUUCCACGCGGGGCUUAAGGUGUGGUUCGGGGACGUGGAGGCAGAAACCAUGUACAGGAGCCCGAGGUCCCUCGUGUGCGUGGUGCCCGAUGUGGCGGCCUUCGGCAGCGACUGGCGCUGGCUGCGCACUCCUAUCACGGUGCCUGUGAGCCUGGUGCGCACCGAUGGGCUGUUCUACCCCAGCGCCUUCUCCUUCACCUACACCCCGGAGUACAGCGCCAGGCCGGGUCCCGCCGGCGCCGCCGAGCCUGCUACAGACGCCGACGCGCUCCUCGAGAGCAUCCACCACGAGUUCACGCGCACCAACUUCCACCUCUUCAUCCAGACUUAGGCGCGGCCUGCGCCCCGGGGUUGCUCCAGCUCUCCAUGCUCUGCUUCCUUGCCCCUUUGCCGUGAAAGGGCAAGAAGGCUCGCCAGAAAAGCUCAGUCUUUACGCGUCAUUUACCUGUUCUUAGACAUAUAGGAAGACACGACCCAAGCGAUGCUGUCUGUAUUCAGUGUGUGUUUCUUCCAGUCUUUGUUUCUUCUCGCUGUCUCUAAAUCGAUCAGUCCAUCAUUUAUCUGUUAUCUGUCCAUUUAUCUCUCUCUGCCUCAGGAACUUUGUGUCCCUAUCCCCUCUGUCGUUGUCUCUCCUUUCUUUCCCAGUUUCACAAGCUGGGUGGAGGGAGAGGAGCCAAGCCUGGGUCAUUUGCCCUCCAGGCAUCUGUGUCCCCACUUGAGCAGAAAACACAUAGUUUCACAAACCCUGGCAUGAGGCAUGCCUCCUGAAUCAUGGCCAGCAUGCCCUUGAGCACUGGUUCUGCUUGGAGUGUCAGAUGUAGGUCAAAGCCUGCCUGCUCUCCCGGGCACAAAGCUGUAGGCUUUGACCUACAGCACCAAGUCACAGCAAAUCCUAAGUCUCACCUGGAACACCGGAUCCCACUUGGAGCCCUGGUCCUGUUGUGGGUCACUAGGAUCUGCCCCUCCGGGCACUCCUCCAGGGCUGGAGCCGCACACUGUGCCCUUGCCUGUGUUUGCUCUCUGGCCCACGGCUUUGGUGGCUGAGCUGGUGCCCGGGAGAGCAGGCAGGCUUUGCCAUCAUAACCAUCUCCCUAGUUAUUUCUUUUCUGGGCCUAAUUGAAUGCAGGCCUGAGGAUCAGGGCUUCCUCUGCUGUCCUAGAAUCAACCCCUAUGCAGGGCAGAUUCUGUGUCAAGAGCCUGCCAUUUUUAUCUUUUCUAGAGGUAGCUGGCAUCCCUGAGCCCCUGUCCCUCCAGUAAUUAAUUACCUUACUAGCUAUAGUCACAUCUCAGGCAAGAAUGCAGCCCAAGCCCAGAGGCAACACGGGAGCACCUCAGAACAAAUCUUUCCCAGGAUAAUCCAGACAGAACUCUUGGGAUGACUGGGCCAUAAUGCAGCUAAAAGAGGGGACUUCUUUGUAUGGGGACCAAGGACCAAAUCACAAUCCAGCACUGAUCAGGCUGCCCACGCUCUGCCCAGGGAAGAAAAAAUAAACAAACAAACAAACACCAGGCAGGACCCUGGCUCGGGCUAUGGGAACCAGGGACAUGAUGGUGCCAGCUACCUGUACCAGCCCCUGGUGAUGUCCAGUAGGGACACCUGAUCUGAACUGUGGGUUCGGCACUCAGCCCCAUAGGCCCUUCCUUGACCUUUUGAGGAAGAGCUCAUUUCCCGUAGAACUCCUCCCCCAGCAUGUGGAAAGUCCCGAGAGACUUUAUGGGAAAAUCCCUUUAUGAGCAAAUCCCUAUCGGGUUGGCUUUUUAGACUCACCAGAGUCUUGAGUAAGUUCUGUCAUCUGCCGUCAGCAAAUCCACUGUGAGGGGUGAGGAGGAAUCUUGCUCCGAUCCCAUGUGGGCCCUGAAGUUGAAUCCUAGCUGAGGAACACAGGGCCUGCCUUGGAAGGGUUUGUGUUGUCUCAUGGUGGUGUUGGAGCAGGGAGGAAGCUAAGAGGACUUUCACAGCAUGCCAUGUGGGGAGCUGGCUCAAGGGCCCAUUCAUCCCUGCCCUCAAGGGCUUCCGCUGCCACUCCUCAAAGAAGGAGCCUCGGAAGUCAAGAACCUAAGUUGCCCUGAAAGCCCAGGGCCGGCCAAGCAGCAAUGUCCUCUUCUGCACUUUUCUCAGGGGAUCCUACAAGCCUUGGUCCCACCUAUAAGCCUGUGACCCCAAAGCUCCAUCCCUGGUCUGUAUUUGAGUUCCAGUUGCUGGGCCUGUCCUGGGGCACUUCCUUGAACCUGGGCCUCAGUCAUCUCGCAGCACAUUUUCUUCCCUCUCCACCCCCUCUGCAGCACCAGAUCUGCUAUCCCUCCCACAGCACUACUGUCACCAUGGCAUGAGGACUCUGCCUCUCCUUCCACACUAAAAUAAUCUUUCUCCUUUGCUCUCUCUCCACUACUGCCCUGCCUUCCAGACUCAGGUCAGAUGUCAAAAAUUCCUCAACUACUUGAAGAAGUACCAACUCCAUAAUUUGCAGGGCCUAGUGGAAGAUGAAAAUAUUUGGCUCCUAGUUCAAAUAAUUUUAAGACAGAGACAGGAGAUGGUGAAAUCAAGCACAGAGCUCUUCCAAGCCCAGACCCAGACCAACAAAAGCCAGCCCUGGCCCUAGGCUUGUAUUCUUUCCUGUUGUCUCUUAACUUCAGGUCAAAGGGCUUUAUGUACCUACCCGUUGUUCCCUCCAGAUUGUGAGCUCCAUGUUGAAAGCCAUAGAAGGCAUGUCGUAGAAGGCACAUUGCAAAGCCUUUUACACUGGGUUGAUGAUAUUCAAUAAAUAAAUAUAUUGUGUUGC
Sciurus carolinensis (gray squirrel) is the source of this 3843-nucleotide messenger RNA. It is a transcript of the gene Rbpjl, whose product is annotated as recombination signal binding protein for immunoglobulin kappa J region like. The record is from RefSeq and is a predicted model, not a curated record. The transcript has 10 exons. Gene Ontology annotation, biological process: regulation of transcription by RNA polymerase II. Gene Ontology annotation, molecular function: DNA-binding transcription activator activity, RNA polymerase II-specific; RNA polymerase II cis-regulatory region sequence-specific DNA binding. NCBI's taxonomy places the organism in Eukaryota, Metazoa, Chordata, Mammalia, Rodentia, Sciuridae. The coding region runs from base 210 to 1394 and encodes 394 amino acids. Gene Ontology annotation, cellular component: nucleus.